Molecule: messenger RNA, 1282 nt
Organism: Branchiostoma belcheri (Belcher's lancelet)
Lineage: Eukaryota; Metazoa; Chordata; Leptocardii; Amphioxiformes; Branchiostomatidae
Product: polycystic kidney disease protein 1-like 2
Exons: 8
Biological process (GO): detection of mechanical stimulus
Cellular component (GO): membrane
Molecular function (GO): protein binding; calcium channel activity
Source: RefSeq, a predicted model, not a curated record
UAACUUCACCAUUACUGAAGGUGCCGGCUCUGUUCAUGUCACCGUCACACCUGACGUGGAAGGAAUACCUGUCCGUUUGUUCCUCGGUAUCAACAGCGCCCCCUCCCGACAGGUAUUUCGCAAGGCAACGUCUGUGCCAUCGGCAGUCGGUUCGUUGUACUCCAUUCCAUUAGGAAACAACUCUUACCUUCGACCGGAUCCUUUCCAAUGGCUGUUGUCCGCUAGUGACUUGGAACUGACCGGAUCCGAGCGACUUUUUCUUGGCGUGGAUCACGAGCCUUUUACAAAUGACAUCGAUACUAACGAUGACACAGUGAUGUGGGGUGACCUGUCAGAAGCUUUGGAACUGGGAUAUGGUGGAGUAAACUUCACCUUGAACUACACUCUCAAGAUCUUCACUUCUACCUGUCUUUUCUUCGACAACGAUCAACAACUGUGGAGCACUGAGGGAUGUCAGGUUGGUUCAUUGACGACCACUUCAUUGACCCACUGCCUGUGUGACCACCUCACCGCGUUCGGCUCCGACUUCCAGUUCUUCGUGGCGCCGAACUCCCUGAACAUUCUGGAGGCCCUGGAAGGGUUUACAAACAUCAUGGAGAACCCGUCGGUUGUCAUCACCAUCGGAGUCCUGUUUGGACUUUAUCUUCUGAUUGUCAUAUGGGCAAGAUGGGAAGACAAAAAAGACGAACUAAAGGUGGGUGCAACGGUGUUGAAAGGGUCAAGUAAAAGCGGCCAUACGUACGAGGUCAUGGUGUACACUGGAACCCGGGCCAACGCUGGAACCAGUGCAGAGGUGUUCCUGGUGCUAAGAGGAGAGUUGGGUCAGUCUGUUCCGUAUGUGUUGGAAGACAAAACCCGCAUCACGUUCAAGCAAGGCGCUGUAGACACAUUUGUGGUGACGUCAGCCUUUCAACUGGGUCCAAUAUAUGCCAUCCAUAUUUGGCACAAUAACAUCGGCCCUGACCCGUCCUGGUACCUUGACCAAGUCAUCAUUACUGACGUCCAAGAUGGUGAUAAGCACACCUUCCUGAGCAAAAGCUGGCUGGCAGUAGAAGAGGGAGACGGGAAAGUGGACCGGGUGCUGUAUAAGGCAAGUUACGACGAUCUGGUCCGCUUCGGUCGUCUUUUCUCCACCAAAACGUCCAAGGACUUCCGUGAUGAACAUCUGUGGUUUUCUGUGAUUGGUCGACCAGCAACAAGUCCCUUUACCCGAGUGCAGCGCGUCUCCUGCUGCCUGUCUCUGCUGAUGUGCACGAUGCUCACCAACAUUAUGUUCUUCGGC